GCGUGUCGUCCAAGACGUGCGUGUCGAUAUUGAUCAAGUCGGCAACAUUCGCUACAAGUAUCGACAACAUUAAUACAAAGACCAGAAGGACAACAGUGGAUUUUGUUAUUUUCAUUUCCAAACGAGCUUCGUGAAUGCUUCGCACAGCGGUUCCCUUAACACUAUCGAGGAAUCAUAAAGUUUUUUAUUAAACAUUCGACCGAAUACUGAAGCCACCUGCUGUCCGUGUGUAUUUUUGGUGUUUACAAAUUCCACGACGUUUAUAGGUUACAUCCCGUGCACGUGUAACACUCCGUACAAUCGAUUGGAUUCAAACUGGAAGACAAUUCGGAAUUUCGGCCUUUCAUUGUUCUACCAUAAUUCCCGACCGAUUGAGAAUCAUGCGUCGGCGUAUACACACCAUGAAAUCUCUAAUCAUUGCAAAAUGUGAACGGAAUCUUUUGUAUUCUGCGCAUGUCAAAUCCGAGCCAGCGAUGUUCAUCCAGCGUUUUGUCAUAACCAGUGAUGUGGAAUGUUUAUAAUUGUAACAAUAUUUUAUAAAAUAGAACGACUGUUACUGCUUUGUUAAAGAGAGCUACGAUUGAGAUGGCAGCGAAUGCACUCGAAGCAAAAAUUAAUAAAAUACGACAACAAAAUGAAGAAAUUAGGAGAAGACAUCAGGAAGUGGAAGAAGAUAAAAAGAAUGCAGCAAAACUGAAUGCCUUAGUGCAAAUGGUACCAUCGUCCGAUUGGCCAGAGAGGAAGGAACCUCCAGAAUUUUCAAAUCCACCAAAAGCUAAGCAGAAAUCAGCCAAAGAGAAGCAUGAGUACACAUUGCAAUCCCAUGCUACUGGGAACGAAGGAAAAAAGAUACAUUCGUUUGCUCAAGGAGAAGGACCACCACCAGAUCCCAAAUACAAUUUUCUAGCAGAUUCCGAACGAGAGGAACCUAGCACAGAAUAUGCGAAAGAAUCUUCUGGGAAUAGGUUCCAUAAUAAAGUAAUAAGGGGCAGUUUUAAGAAAAAGUUUGGAGGAAGAGAAAAUCACAUACAAAAAGAUAAUAAAGUGCAUAAAGGGAAUUAUAGAGAUGAAUCUCAGCCAGGAUACGAUGCUUGGAGAGCAGAGAGGAACCGCAUUGAUGAAGAUCGCAUCAGCAGGCAAAGAACUGCAGAAGGAAAUUGGCGUAGAGAAUGGGAUAAUGAUAAAAUGCAUAUUAUAGAUGAUGUGACAAAGAAAACAAGAUCUACAUUAGGCGACUUUACAAAGAAAGACCAUAAAGACUCUGAUCGGAGAUAUUCUAAUAACAACGAAUAUGUCACUCACAGUAAAGGUGGGAACCGUCUUUAUCGUGGUUCUUCGAAGAACUUCUAUGGCAAUUAUGAUAAUCGUUCUCAUAAUGCGUAUGAUCAACAUAGAAACAACGCAGCGAUACCAAUUAAGACUUCUUUAUCUCCAACUUCCGAAGAAAGGACUGUAGUUGCUACUGACAAAAGUAUCAAAGUUACAGUGAAUCAAGGCAACACAACUAAACGUUCUGUAAUGAGCGUUAAAGUAAAUUCACCGAGCAUAGCUGGAACAGGAAGAGUCGGUCCACGACAAAGGACUCGAGUUACGUAUAGUCAUUCGGACGUAGAACCGUCUAUGCCUGAAAGUGAAUCUUUCCGUCGUCAAAAGUCAUUUGAGGAUAAGUCGAAAGGACCUUACUUCAACAAUCAGAAGUCUCCUAACGUAAAAAGAUCACACUCGCAAAAGAAAAAAGAGGGUGACGCGAAGUAUCCAUAUCAUCAAAGGAAGGAGAUUAUGCGAGAAGAUAAUGACGCAAAUUCUCAACAGUGUGGGGAAGAUGAACUUAAAUCCCAGACGCAGAAAACUGUACAGAAAUCUCAAUCUGUUAAAUCACCAAAGCCUGUUACAGAAAACAUGAAAUCAGAGGAUCUGAAUUUAAACACGAACUCUUCUGAAAAAGUUGAAACUCAGGAGUGCUCCAACAUCGUUUCAACGAAACCUGAACAGGAGGAUGCAAUAGAGAACAAUGAGGCACUAGAAAUAUGCAACUCUGAUUUAACUAAUGAAGUGGAAAUGUCUGAGACAAAGGACGAAGUAUUAGAUGUGAAAAAUGCUGAUCAAAAUGAAACAUCUGAAAUGGAAGUAAAAGAAGCUUCCUCGAUUUCCUUAGCAGAAAGUACAUCGUCGAAUGCUAAAAAUCCUGGUGAUAUUACCAAAGAUGACAAAGAAUUGAAUAAUCGCUGCAAUGAGAAUAGUCAACUCGACAAAUUUGCAAAUGAUACAACGGAGAAUAGUCAACUGGAAGAAUUGGCAAACGAUGCAACGGAGAGUAGCCAACUCGAAGAAUUCGCAAAUGAUGCAACGGAAACUGGCCAACUCGAAGAAUUGGCAAAGAAUUCAACGGAAAAUACCCAACUCGAAAAAUUGGCAAAUAAUGCAACGGAGAGUAGCCAACCCGAAGAAUCUGCGAAUAAUGCAACGGAAAAUUUGCAAAUCUGCUCCACGUCUUCCGAGGUAUCGGUUCCUAAUGAUACUGAACUUAAAGUGGAAUCAGUACCAGAUGAAAGCAAUAACGCGCUAGAUGAUACCGUCAUGGUAGAAGAAAUUUCGAGCAUAGAUGAUCAGCAAUCGCUAGAGCAAGUUGGCGAAAAGGUUGUAAACAAUGACUGUGAUAAUAUCAAAGAUGAAAUUAUUAAAGAGGAAAGGACAUCAUCGAUAGUAGAUGAAUCUGUGUCAUCGCCGAAGGCUGAAGCACAUUCUGUGAUACAUACUGAGAAUCAAGUAGUCUACAACGACGAGUCGGUUGAGAAGGAGACAUCACUCCCAGACGAGAAAAUAGAUGGAAACGUUGGAUCGUCUGAGAAGAAAUUAAACGACACUGCGAACCGCGGUGAAACGAGUCCAGAAAAUACUCUUAUCGAUAGCUCGACGAAGGAGGAUAAAAAGCAAGUCGAGGAGGUAAAGGAUAUUGCAGUAGAGCUGUAAUAUUUUGCAAUAAGAACUGUAUCAAUUAGCUGUAAUGCAAUCGAACAGAUAUUACAUCGAUUUUUGAUAUUAGAAACAUUUUCAAUGCUCGCUUCUAUUACAAAUGGUCCCUCGAAAUAGAAUUAGAAGUUAUUUUAUUUUUUUCUUUUGUCACGGAUGAACAUUGAUCAGUGAGUUUUCUAAUAGAAAUUAGAUUGUCAUUUUUGAGUUGUCGUUUGAAAGCAAUUUUUGAGGACACAAAUGAAAAUAUCAUUUAAUUUAUAAAUUCCUAAACGAUUAUAUCUUAAAGUGUAUAAGAUGAAUCACGAGAAACGCCUGUUUCUUUUUUUUUUAAACAGGAUUUGUGAAAGAAACUUCUGAGAUACUUUCGGAAUCACCAUUAUUAAUUGGGUGAUGUUAAUUGCGCACAAUCACAUUGGAAUUCUUUAAUCCUUUGCGGUUUUGAUUUGUUUAAUUUCUUUUAGAUUUCUGUGAAAGAUUUUCUUAUGUUCUAAUACAUAAAUUUAUGUAUCAAGUCUAUUAACGAAUAAUAUUUUUGUUGUCCAUGAUAUAUGGUUCUUUGUUUUGUUAAGAAAGGUAUGAAAGAUUGCAAAGGAUUAACGUUAAUGUUUAUAGUGCUUUUACAUACCAUACCUAAAGAAUAACAAUGCCACGACCCGUGUUUUUGAUAUUUUAUAUGAAAUUCUACGAUAUAGAGUACUGACGUCUGUUUAAAUCGCACUCGAAUAUUUUUAUAAUUGGCAAUAGCUGUUAGCUAUAUAUUAGAGAUUGAUAUAUAUAUAUAUGUGUACAUCAUUUAAAUGAUUUGAAGAAGAAACGAUAUUUCGUGAACCGUUGUUUCAGAAACAACGGUCAGUUUAAAUAUCAUAAAGAUUGAAACAACACACUAUAUUUAUUUGACCUUAGUCGAGAAGCAAUGUUACGUUACUUUAUAGUUUAUAUAUAAAUAUAUUUAUUUACACCUUUUUACUAAAAUAUUAUUUAUUGCUCAUUUCCUUUUUUUUCUCUUUCUCUCAUGAUGCGAUAUUUUUGUUAACUUUUUGCUUACAUUUUAUUUUUUAUUGACGACAUGAGGUAACAUUUGGUUAGUACACAAAAACUGCGCCACCAUGUGAUUAUUUAAUUAAUAUCUAAAGUAUAAAUUUGCCCUUAUACAGAAUCGAAUGCAAUAAUGCGAAUA
Nomia melanderi (Alkali bee) is the source of this 4150-nucleotide messenger RNA. RefSeq lists its product as uncharacterized. The record is from RefSeq and is a predicted model, not a curated record. Lineage: Eukaryota; Metazoa; Arthropoda; Insecta; Hymenoptera; Halictidae.